This is a messenger RNA of Menidia menidia (Atlantic silverside), 1413 nucleotides long. The record is from the annotation of a GenBank genome assembly. NCBI's taxonomy places the organism in Eukaryota, Metazoa, Chordata, Actinopteri, Atheriniformes, Atherinopsidae.
UCACAUACGAGCUGUGGUCCCAGCCCGCCUCCAGCUCGUCAUAUUGGGAUCCGGGAGAAAGACUAUAAAGCAGCCCAACAGGCCAAGAGAGAGAACGAGACAAGACUAAACCAUGAGAGACAACAACACCGGUGUGUCUAUCCUGGAAAUGGCUUUUACCGACUGCGUGAAACCUACUGAGCUGUCAGCAGACAAGAAGGGGAUGAAGAAGAAGAAUUGGAGACACAGAAUAAGGUUUUUGCUGAAGACAAAUUCUUCCCAGUCAGUUUUGCAUCUAAUGAAAAAUCGACCAUACAGGCCUAGUGUUGAUGACGUGAACCAAUGGACACAGUCUCUUGACAAACUACUCAGUCAUAAAUAUGGGAAAGCUGCCUUCCGUAUCUUCCUGAAGUCUGAGUUCUGCGAGGAGAACAUUGAGUUUUGGACAGCGUGUGAGGAUUUCAAGACACUCACGUUGCAAAAAGAUCUGGUGUCAAAGGCCAACAGCAUCUACGAGGAGUUCAUUCAAAGUGAAGCAGCCAAAGAGAUUAACUUGGAUUUUCACACCAAAAAUGCUAUCAUCCAGAGUCUACAUGCACCAACAGCAACCAGCUUUCAGGCAGCCCAGAAGAAAGUUUACAGCCUGAUGGAGAACAACUCGUACCCCAGGUUUAUCCACUCUGACCUCUACAAAGAACUGUAUACACUCGCCAGGGGAGAGGGCAAACACAUAAAGUCCUAAUCAAACCAAACACCCACCCCUAAAGUCCUUUGUUUACCAAUGUGACUGUGAAGAACUGCAAACGCUGUUAAUUCCAGGCACCGGCUCGGGAUAAUGAAGCUGAAUGCAAAUUCCACGCGUAGUGUGCCGCAUGCAAAAAUACUAAACACCAGAGUGAUGCCAAACCCCCCCCACCCUCUGAGUGAUUUCAACCAGGAUGUUGGCAUAAUUCUUUUGGAUACAACAUGAUGCUGAAAGAGGAGCCUAAACCAAAACCAAACUCACCAAUAUGGGAUUAAUGUCACAUUUUCAUCAUUAGGUCAAAAUCAACUCUGUGAUAGCACAAAAACAUUCACAAUAAUAAUUCAGCUUCAAUAUGUUCUAGUGCUAGAUUUAAAGCUGAGACAUUGAAACAGUAACCUCUGAACCUCACAUGAAACCGACAGUAGGAAUGUAUUCCCGGAGAUUAUAUUCACCAGAAGACUUUGUACAGGAGUUACACACUUAUGUAACCAUAGACUGCUGUAUUUGCACCAGUUUACACAAACAAUGGUCUUUUUUAUAUCCAGUUUCCGCUAAAAUCUUUAUUUAUCCUGAAACUACUGUGAUAAUGUAUUAUACUGUAAAUUAUGAGAUACUGUGGUGCGUGUGUAAUGUAAAUGCUGGAGGCAGCUGGACUGCCUGCGAAAUAAAAUAUGAAGUGAAAGAUGAAA